This is a messenger RNA of Mesorhabditis spiculigera, 1611 nucleotides long. The record is from the annotation of a GenBank genome assembly. NCBI's taxonomy places the organism in Eukaryota, Metazoa, Nematoda, Chromadorea, Rhabditida, Rhabditidae.
AUGGCGCUGACCCAUCGAGAUGGGGCGCACUUCUUGUUUAGUCUGGUGCCAGGAGCGCUGCUCUGUGUGUGGCUUCGUCAGUUUGGUGUUGGAGCGGCUGACGACGAGAUGAAGCAUAUCAAUUACACGUUUCCUGAGGACUUCCUUUGGGGUGCAGCAACGUCGGCUUAUCAAAUCGAAGGAGCAGCAUUAGAAGAUGGAAAAGGCCCAUCAAUCUGGGAUAUAUUCACGCGUGAGCCCGAUCGGAUCAGCAACAACCAGACGGCCGACGAAUCUGCUGACAGCUACCAUAAAUAUCUGGAAGAUGUGGCCGCAUUGCGGGAUUUGGGGGUAAAAACGUAUCGCUUCUCAAUUUCCUGGCCUCGAGUUAUCCCCGCUGGGAUCGGGGAUACAAACCAGGACGGCAUCGAUUAUUAUCAUAAUUUGAUUGAUGCGCUGCUUGAUGCGGAUAUUAAACCGAUGGUGACUUUAUACCACUGGGAUUUGCCACAAGCCCUGCAGGAUCGGGGCGGAUGGCUGAACCCGGAAAUCGUCGAUUGGUUCGAAGAAUAUGCUAGGUUGUGCUUUGAGGAAUAUGGGGAGAAGGUGCCAUACUGGAUUACAUUGAAUGAACCAAGAGCCCAGGCGGCUUUUGGUUAUCUGGCAACGCACCAUAUGAUGUUGGGACACGCAAGGGUAUACCAUCUCUACGAUGACGAAUUCAGAAGUGAAUACAACGGCCAAGUCGGGAUCGCCAACGCUGUAGCUUGGACGGAACCGGAAGAUCCGGAUUCAGAGGAGGACCAGGAGGCGGCCAGACUUUAUAGAGAUAUCCAAUUCGGGCUCUACACCCAACCACUGAUUACGGGCGACUACCCAGAAAGAGCUAAAGAAAAAUUGGCAGAGUUGAGCACUGAAACUGGACGAGUAACGAGUGUGCUGCCGGAAUUUACGACGGCAGAGAAAAGGAGCUUGAGAGGUUCCAUCGACUUCUUUGGUGUCAACCACUACUUCACCUACGAAGCCAGAGCUCUAGAUGAAGAGGAAAUGGAUGAGAAUAACACCCUUACCCAUCUUGGCUUGUCUAUUGCCCCUAGUGAUGAUUGGAAGAGAAUGCAUCCAGAUGCGAAAUGGUUCAUUCUUCGCCCCGCCGGCUUCUUCCAGGCCCUCAUGCAUCUUGAUCGACGUCUUGGAGGCUUACCAAUUAUUGUGACCGAAAAUGGUUGUAUGGAUAGCCCCGGGGAAGGGCGCAAUGAUGUAAGCCGAGUCCAUUAUCUAAAUGCUUACAUCUCGGCUAUGGCGUUAGCUAUGGAAAAAGGAGCAAAUGUAGUUGGCUACACCGUCUGGAGCCUAAUUGAUAAUUUUGAGUGGACGCGUGGCUAUGAUAUGGCUUUUGGAUUGUAUCGGGUUAACUUCAAUUCCGAGGAAAAACGUCGUACACCCAAACUCUCGGCCCGAUGGUAUAAAUCACUUAUUUCACAAAACGAGAUUGAAAUCACCGAAGAGACUGCAGAUGAAGUGAUACUACCUGCUAUCGAAAAGAACGCUAUGUUUGGGACCUCGUCGCGACUUCCCGGUGUCGUGUCCGCAAUUGCGGUCCUGGCCGCGUGCGCCGUUUUCUAUUUCCAAAUU